UGGGCUUGACUGCUUAAUUCAAUUUUGGUUUUAUCACUCAAUUUUGGAAAUAAGGAAGAGAGCGAGCAGAGCGCGCAGAGCGAGCGAACCCAAAGCUUUUGUGGGAAAGGAAUGGCGAGCGAAGAAGAGAGCACAGUGAAGGAGCCCCUCGAUCUCAUCAGACUCAGUCUCGACGAGCGAAUCUAUGUCAAGCUUCGUUCUGAUAGAGAACUCAGAGGAAAACUACACGCCUAUGAUCAGCAUUUAAAUAUGAUACUGGGAGAUGUUGAAGAAAUCAUUACUACGGUAGAAAUUGAUGAUGAAACUUAUGAAGAGAUUGUUCGGACAACAAGACGCACCGUUCCAUUUCUUUUUGUCAGGGGAGAUGGUGUGAUAUUGGUUUCUCCACCAUUGAGGACUGCUUGAUUAGAGAAUUGAGGAUGAGGGAAGGGUUAUCUUCAGUUGGAACCGCCUGACAGAAACAAUGUUUUUAAUUUUUACAUUGAGGAGGGGAUUGUAAUUGAACUAGUUUGUCUUCAAAGAUUGAUGUUGUAAUUGUGUCAGAAAGCCUUUCUGAAAGAUCAGUAAUUGAUUAUCUGUAUCUCAUGUUCCACCAAUAUGCUAAUAGCCUUUAUGCGUUUAAA
Molecule: messenger RNA, 623 nt
Organism: Macadamia integrifolia
Lineage: Eukaryota; Viridiplantae; Streptophyta; Magnoliopsida; Proteales; Proteaceae
Product: sm-like protein LSM3B
Exons: 3
Coding region: 112-405 (97 amino acids)
Biological process (GO): mRNA splicing, via spliceosome; P-body assembly
Cellular component (GO): U4/U6 x U5 tri-snRNP complex; catalytic step 2 spliceosome; P-body
Molecular function (GO): RNA binding
Source: RefSeq, a predicted model, not a curated record